AUGGACCGCGGCUCUUCGGAAGAUGAAGAUGAACAAACUGGAGCGGAUAAAAAAUUAUCAACAUCAUCAAACCCGGCACGCCACAACAACAAGCUGGCGACGAUGAAGGCGAAUUCUGUCGUCUCCAACGGUAGUACUAAGUUAAGAAGCAAUUUCUACGGCUCCCCCCACAGUGCAAGUACAACUGCGGGCGAAAUCAACAUCCGCUGGAAGGAGCCAGGACGUGGGUCGAACAAGACAGCCGCCGUCAACGGGAGCAGUAGUAGUAGCAGCUACGAAAAAAUCAUGAGUGCGAGCGGGACGUCGAAGAUGAAAUUGAAAACGAGCUUGAACACAACUUCUACGGAAAUAGACCAGCUUACCACCGCUCGUCCCCGACCCAGAACGAUAAAGGUUCUUCCGUCUACUUCCGCCACACCCACCUCAGGAGACGCUUUGGGAGUAGUUCAUGGAAGCAGUAGCAGUGGUACUGGUAACCUACGUAGCCGUUCCUCGUCCAGCUCUCAGCCCUCUACUGCGGCGCAACUACAUCAAGCACAGCAAAUAUCAACCAAAGACCAGCUCGAACAGGAGAUGCUCGAAAACGACCUGUCGCCGGAGAAGAGCAAAAAGGUGGACUCGUGGCUACGGGGCAUUAUCCUGUGCAAAAGUAUCGUACUCGUAGUAAUUGCAGUCAUGCAUUACAAAUUUUUUUUCUUGAGGUAAAUCCGCAUGACAAAUUUCAUUUGUUGUGCUGAGCGAAUUUGUAAUGCAAUUACUACUAGCGCGAUACUUUUGCAAUGCAUAGGUAUGGCGAUCGAGCAAAAACGAUCCGAACGGAUGAAGUUGCCGAGCUUUCAAGAGUCGGCCGCCCUGUCGAGGAAAGACUCACUGGGAAAGAACGACCUGAAGUUGAAGCAACUCUGCCCGGAGGAGUUCGUGCGGAAGUUGAAUUCCCGCUACGAAUCCAGUACGCAUUGCAAAUAUGUCUGGGUCUGGAAGAGUGCAAGACUUGUUGUCAUGCAGAAACUCCAUAACACACGAGGUCUGGCAUACAGGGCCCAGCAUGACAGAUUCUGUGAGAUAUAAUCCAUCAUGUAUGACGCCUCUCCUGCAUGACAAACUGCCUCUGGACUUGGGCAAAACGUCGGGAUGACUUUUGGCAAUCAUGCAACACAGAUUUUUGUGCAGGAUGCAGACUUAGCAUGACAAGUUUCCACUCUACUUCCAAGCCCAGACAUAUUUGCAAUGCAUAUCCAGCAUGAAAAACGUAAACAACCGGGACUUGGCCGAAAUGGUAGUGAACAAUUUAAAUCUGUCCAACACCUUCACCCCAAACGAAAAAACGGUUAUGAGAGCCUCAGAAUGGAAAUUCUCAAAGUGGAAGUAAUCUGUGAUGCAUGAAAGACGACACCAAAAAGACUGUAUUGCAGAGAACGCAAUCGAGGCCGACUAUUGUGCUUCUACGGCUUCAGAAUUGGGCUGCUGAUCAGCACGAGAGAGGGGCACCCCUUUGCCCUAAGUAGCAUGACAGAGUAAGGUCGUUUUUUGCAUUACAAAUUUAUUUCCACUUGUUUGAGGACUUUCAUUCUGAGGCUUUCAUAACGGUGAAGCGGCGCGAAAAGGCCCUGUUUUUGAAACACAGUGAGAAGGAAAAACUGCUGGAAGAAAGCAAGGACUACUGGGUAAACACCGCGAUGUCGCCGAUGAGCAAUUUUGGAUACCACGAUCUGGACCUUGUUCCUCACGCCUCGUCGUCUUCACCGGGUGCCGGCGCUCCUGCUGCAGUAGUCGGGAACACGGAAACCGUCAACGCUAAAAAUAGUGUACCAGCAUCAAGCCCAGGAGGAGAGGAAAGAUCGCAGCAGGAAAUGUUGGUGCGUCGGGGAGAAGGUACGAGAAGUUCUAGUCCUAGUGCUGGAGGUGGUGCAAUACAUCAAGAAAUUGACUCUGGUGCAGUUGCAGCCCCGGGAGGAUCUUCGACGGGGAAUGACACGAAUACGAUGAACAACAUGACGAUCAAAACAUCGAGCAAUGCGCUUCGUACAGCAAACGCAAAGAGAAAUGUGCCGCGAAUGAAACCGAGCGGAAAAUUUGGUACGUUUGGGCCGAAGACCGCAAGUAAUACGGUGAAUGGUACUACUAGAACUGAAGCGGUUAUAAUUUUGAGUCCGAAAACCAAGACCACGAACAGGAACCUGGAUAACGAUUUUCUUGAAUCUUCCAGUCGUCGCUCGGGUGUAAUGACGUCCCCUGCGAGGUUGAAUGCGGUUGCAAGUCAAACAAGAACAAAAUCCGGUACAAAUGUAGUGAACAAGCAGCUGGGAAAAGAAAAUAAAAAUAGCUGCUCGCCAACUUCGUGUGGGGCCGAAUCACUUUCAUUGAAGAGUCCUUCACGCAAGAACUUUUUCUCACCCUCACGCACAACAGGAAGUUUCUUCCUCGGUGCCCUUUCUCCGACUUCUUGUUCGCCUGGCUUCAAUACCACGCUCUCCCCCAGCAGCAUGACGUCCCCGACGAGCGCCGGGCUGACUAGGCCGAGUUGGCUGGGACGGAAACGGAUUCUCGACCCGGAAAAAGAUCCGGUGUACAUCCAGCAUCAGUGCAGCGCAAAAUGGCUCAAGCUGAUUACGGUGAUUCACUGCUUCCAGCACGAGUUCAAACAGCGGCUGCUCUUUUUACGGAAAAUCCAACUGGCCGUGCCCCCGAACCGGAAUGGCGACGCGGACGAGAAACUAUUCUCGAAGUACUGGAAAAACUACGACAUCGAGGACGAGACCACGAUAGUACUGUCUUCAACAAACGACCACGAUGAAGAAGAAGACGAGUCGUGUGAAGUACAACGUGGGGAUGAAGAGCAGUCCACUACCUCACACACCGUACCAGCAAAACAAGAUGACGAGCAAAUGAUAAAUAAGAACACCGGGGGCAGCGCAAAAACAAAAAGUAGGGAUGAGCAAGAACAUGACUACAAGCACAACUACGUCCAGCACGAAGCAGGUCGUGGUGAUUAUUUCGUACACGAUGAGGAACCACUAGAUGAGACCUUUUUCGUGGCGAAGAGGUACCUGCUGCUUUUGCCGAUCCGUAUCAAGUGCAAAAAUGUCUGGGUCUGGAAGAUUCUGAGACUUGUUGCCAUGCAUGUUUUGCAUGACCCAGGAUGUCUGUAAUGCACGACCUAGCAACACAGAUUUUUAGCGGGCUCCCUGAUGCCUCCUCCGCAUGACAAACGCCCUCGCCGCGUAGCAUAAACUAGACUCCUCUUGCUGGUCAUGCAGUACAGAUCUUUUUAGAGUCCAAGCUUAGCAUCACAAGUUCCACCCUUCCAGACGAAGACACUUUUGCACUUGAUAGUCCGCGUUUUGAAACAACAGUAUGCGGAGUAUCUAGAGCUGAAGAAGAGAAGAACAAAUUUUUGCGACGUCUACUUCAAGCAGCCCAACACGAGCGAGAACAAAGAACAAAAAGAAAGCCGCGAAGAUGAACGGGAUAUUAUGAUGAACAACGCCCACCCGACGGAUCUCGUGCCGACUAGGACCACCCUGGAAGUAGAUGGUCAUCACGCCCAGGAUCUUCAUACAACUGGACGAGAUGACGCAGUUCCUUCUCGUCCUCGUCUCGUCCACGAUGAAAAUGCAAACGACCCACCACAGGACGAGCUCGUCCGUGCAAGAGCAACUGGCUCUGCCAACAGCGCAAGAAACAACUCCAACUCGUCCACUGGCGGAACCCGAACCGGGGGCAACGACGUUGUGUCUUGUUGUUCUACCGCUCCGGUUGCGCUGCAGCUGAAACAACAAAUUCAUGACGGGGAUGAAGAAAAUGUUGACGAAAGAAAAAAUUCUACGGGCUUUACUGGAGGUGUAGUUGACACCAGAAGUAAUAGAAGUCUUCCUGAUCAUCAUGACCACCCCGUUCAUCCUACUUCCGGCGCGAGAACAUCGACCAAGACGACGAGCGCCACGACCACGCCCUCUUCUAUCCUGACCAAGCUGCGGCUUUUGAACGCUUUCCUGGUGCGGCGCUUUCUCGUGUAUCCACAGUAAAUAUCCCGGACACGUACAUCAAAUGUGGUUUCUGCAUGACAAAACUUGCCUCCAAUCCUAGUGCAGCAUGACAAGCUGGGCUCCGCAAGGUAGCGAAAUUUGUCAUGCAUUUUGUACAUGUUGUACAGGAAAUUUACAUCGCAUAUCGUGGUCCAGCUGCGGCGAAAGAGACGGAUUCAGGUGGUGUACAACUGUCUGAACCACUGGAAUAUCGAGUGCAAAUAUGUCUGGGUCUGGAAGAGUGCCAGGUUUGUCAUGCAGGUUUUCCAUGGCCACCCAUGAGGGGUGGUAUGUAGGACAUAGCACGACAGAUUCUGCGAGAGUUCAAUCAUGCCUGGUCUGCAUGAGAAACUACUGCCUCUCGAUUAGGUCAAAAGCGCACAGCUUUUGGCAAUCAUGCAACACAGAUUUACUUUACAUGAUUUUGAUUCAGAUUUAGCAUGACAAGUUGCACCCUUUGUCUGCUUCCAGACCCAGACACAUUUGCAUUUGAUAUGGAAAAUUCUCGGCAGGCUGAUGCUUGCGUUCAAGCAGUAUUACGCCAAGAUCCGCAGAGUUCAGUCCUGUAUCCUGUGCAAGAGCAUCGUAUUCGUAUAAAUGCAUUAUAAAUUUUCUCAGCAUGAGAAACAAUAACAAAUGAAACUUGUAAUGCGGAUUGACUUUAAGAAAAAGAUUUAAGUAUAAUGCAUCAUGACUGCAAUUAGUACGAGUACGUGUGCGAUACUUUUGCGCUGCAUAUCCUGGUGGAAGGAAGACGCCGGGAAAAAACUAGCGGCGAAAGUCCAACGGCUGACGAAUCGGUGGACCAAAAUCGAGUACCAGAUCGUGGAAAAAAAGUUGCUGGCUUUAGAAGACCACAGUGCGCCGGGAGCUAGUACAACUACAGUUGCGGGGGCGGAUCAUAUCGCAAGAAAAAACUUGUAAUGCAGAAACUGUAUCUCAGAAGUGUUUGUCUUGCUACACAUGCAAGCCAGGUGAUGUUUAGCUGUGUUUUCCCUUAGGGACCUCGCAUGGCAAGUCUUCCCUGUCAUGUAGAGCAAACUUGUAAUGCAAAACUUGCAAAAUUCCUACAGUGAAACACCUUUUUCGUACGAUAGAUCGAGGCCGAGUGAACUACAAACAGGGCGGCGCGACGAGGAGGAGAGGGAACAACAUAAAGAACUUGAACGGUAGUUCAUCUGUGGCGCAAGCAAAUCAAAAAAAGAACCCGAUCCACCCGGGCAGCUGCAACUUCUUCUACAAGGACAACAACCACACCUCCGGAACUAGUAGUACAGUGAAGCUUCGCAAUUUUAACACGUCCCUAGCUGGGGGCUCUACUGGUGGUCGUGCUGGUGGUAUGGAGAGAAAAAAGUUUGUCACAGUCACUACCUUGCAGGUUUUGCAUUACAAAUUUUUUCAGCAUCACAGCUUUUCCCUGUAUUGCAGAAACACUAGGGAAAUGCCUUAUGAAGUUUGGCUGUGAUGCAUUUUUACGCAUGACAGAAAAUUUUGUAUUGCAAAAAUGCGCAUAAAUGGUUGUGGCGAACUUUUUUUGUUUGAUAGGUGGCGGCGCUGCAGGGUACUCGACGUCAAAAGCUGGCAACUUAUCGACUUCAUCCACCUCAGCGGUAUCAACUGUAAAAAUGUCUGGGUCUGGAAGAAUGCAACUUGUCAUGCUAAAUCUGAAGCAUGCAAAAAUCUGCGUUGCAUGAUUACCAAAAGUCGUCCAGAUUUGACCAAGUCGGGAGGGAGUUGCUCAUGCAGGAUAGGCAUGAGAGAGAUCGGACCGAAUCUGUCAUGCUAGGCCCUGCAUUCCAGACCUCGCGGGUCAUGGAAAAGCUGCAUGACAAAUCGCGCAUUCUUCCAGACCCAUACACUUUUACACUUGAUAAGCGGUGCAAAGCAGCAAGGUUCAAAAGAUGCUCCAAUUGGAUUUUUCGGAGCGCGUGCAACUAGCUAUGGUCUCGGAGCCAGUCCGGACGAAGUUUAUCAAGCAGCACCUGCGCCAGCUGCGGACGUCCGACUACCUGCCGAAAGUGAAAAACUGGGAGAAGGUAUCACGAAGAAAAACCCCCCUUCCCCAUAUCAAUGUCAGCUUUUUUGUCAUGCUAGAAGGCAAAUAAAGAUGCGGACUCACUACAACUGUAGUGCUUGGUGGCGUGGGAAAGUAAGCCUUGCAGCUUCAGCAUGACAGGAGACAGUGGGGAGCAGCAUCAUGGCAAAUUGCCUGCAAGAAACGAGGCCACGACUGCGGCUCUUGGCCUUCUAGCAAUACAAGUCGAUUUGUGUAUUCUGAUACAGCAUCACAAAUUUCGUUUUCGAUAUGGGGAGGUGGGGGGAGUUUUCCUUGCAAUAGAAGCUGUUCAAGAUCUACCAAGAGAAGUUGAAGAGCUGGUGCGAAGAUCGUAUCCUGUGCAAAAGUGUCGUAUUUGUAUUGCAGUCAUGCAUUACAAAUCUUUUUCUAUAAGGAAAUCAGCAUUACAAACUUUAUUUCUCAUCAUGCUGAGGAAAUUUGUAAUGCAGUUAUCCGAAUGCGAUACUUUUGCAAUUCAUAGAUCGGAAGGCGAUUCAAUUUCUGCACCAGAUGCUCUCCCCGCCCGCUGCCAGCUCUGUUUCCUCGAGCGGCGGCGGUGGUGGUAGAAAUAACAGCGCUCCUGCGGCUGCUGGAAAUAGUACAAGUGGCAAAACAAGCAGCAAGACGAGCAAUAGUACUUCUUCUGGCGCAGGCGCCAGGGCAGGACCGCACCGACGCCAGUCUUUGAUCGAAAUGGAGUACUUGCACUCGAAGCCGUAUCCCCUUCCCACCGGGUGCGGCUUUUUUAAGCCAGAAUUCGCCAUUUCUGACGAGACGUUGAACCAGUGGAUUAUAUGCAUUGCAAAAGUAAAAGUAUCGUACCAGUAUGAAUAGCAUUACAAAUUUCUCCAAGAGAAAAAAUGCAAUUUGUCAUGCUGGACAAGGUAGAAAGGUAGACGUAGAUGAUUUGUAAUGCAUAUGCCUGCCAUUACUACGAGUGCGAUACUUUUGCACAGGAUAGAUUACCAAAUGUCGGAACGACAUGCACGGAAACACCAUCACGAGCAUUACCCAGGCGUGCUCGAAGUCCUUCUACGGGUCUUCCUCUCGUUCCUCGUGGCGCCCGGGCAGUUAUGCUGUGCAACAGUAUCGUACUACUUGCAAAUAUGCAUGACAAAUAUUUUUCCUAGCGAAAAGAAGCAUUACAAAUUCCACUUUCCUUUUUGCCAAAAUUUGUCAUGCAUUUUUCAUACUAGUGCGAUGCUGUUGCAAUGCAUAGCAGUACUUCUAGAACAAUUGGGAGCUGUAAUUAUCAUGGGGCGGCUGCUGGUACGUCGUCUACGAAGGAUGGAAAACCGAACGAAGAAGAUUCUUCCCCCUCCUCCGCGGCCUCCAGCACGUCUUCAGACGAUUCCGGCAGCAGUUCAUCCGCGCCAGAGGAUCCUGAAGACUCGGACGAUCCUUCCGACGCAGAGCAGAACAUCGCCGCAACUUGGUCGGGGAGCAAUUGUAUUAGUGAUAAAAAUGUACAACUAGCCCUCAGAGCUGCAGCGCCAGGGCCCGGAGCAGGAGCUGCAGCCGCAUCUUCUGCGGCAACUGGUUAUCCUAAGCAAAAACGUCCCCACCCCAUAGUCAAGUUGGGAAUCUAGCAACACAAAUCCCCAAGUUUUGGGAGCUGUGCGUGACAAGUUUCCCUCUGCAGUGUAGUGCUGGUCGGCAAGGGAAGCCGCAUCAGAAAGCCAUUUUCUCAUCCCGUUUACAGCAUUAGAAAUUCCAAAACACGAUUGGAAUUUAGAAAUGCCUCCCCUGGAGCUGCGCAUUACAAAUGUUCCUGUCAGUGCACGACAUUUGCUUUUGCAUGACAACUCCGGGGUGCGGACGGGUUUACUUCGGAUACUACUGGCGGUUUUUUUACCGCAGGUGGCCGUGGACGAGAUCCAAGUGCAGCGGCUGGGUCUAUGCACUGCAAAAGUAUCGUACUCGCAUAAAUGCAUGACAAAUGUCCUCAGCAUGGGAAAUGAAAUUUGUAAUGCUGCUUCACCUUAAGAAAAAGAUUUGUAAGGCAUGACUGCAAUACGAAUGCGAUACUUUUGCACAGGAUAGGGUCGUCACCUGCUCGAUUUUCCUCGCCGUCGCCACUCUCGAUGUUGGGGGCGAACAGCAUCGGUGCGGGGGGAGGGGUAUGAAUUGCAAAAGUAUCGUAUUCGUAUAAAUGCAUUACAAAUUUCCUCAGCAUGACAAAUAAAAUCUGUAAUGCUAAUUUGCCUUAAGAACAGGAUUUGUAAUGCAUGAUUACAAUACGAGUACGAUAGUUUUGCACAGGAUAAGGGGGUAGUGUCCCGUCGCCGUCGAACAAGCUGCCCGGCGCCAUGGGACGCAUGUUUUAUCAAAGUGAAAAAAGCCCCCACCCCAUACUCAAAAGGCAAUUUGUGUUGCUGGAUUUGUGUACACAAAUAAACUUUGUAUUGCGUGAAGAGCUUGCCGGUAUAUUCCAAGGCCAUUUGGGUACUACGCAUCCGGCUUGCAGCUGCGCAUGAGAAACAAGUCUGACAUAGGCGAAAACGCAUCACAGACUGGCUGCACAAUGCACCACAUGGGUGCCGUUUGCCUUGUGCGCAAGACAAAGUCAAUUUGUGGCCACAUAUCAGCAUCACAAAUUUCCUUUUCGAUAUGGGGAGGGGGGAUUUUUCCUCGCGAUAUGUUUGCCAACCUCGUUCUCGCGGACGCGCACGACGGGACUGGCGACUUCUAUGGAAUCGUCAGGUUUGAAAUCGACAAAGUUGCAAUGAUUUGCCGUGCACAAAAUGGAUGCCAGUUGCAACCCAGUUUCCAAGCGGCGCAUGACAAACCUCGGCGAUGCUUAGUUCCAGUUUGUCAUGCUGUUUAGGCAAAGAUGACUGACUUUCUCAUGCUACUUUAGCGGCUCGAGCUCUAACCCCAAACAGGCUUACAAUUGCCCUCACUUGCCUGCUCUGCAACACACG
Messenger RNA from Amoebophrya sp. A120, 9005 nucleotides. The record is from the annotation of a GenBank genome assembly. NCBI's taxonomy places the organism in Eukaryota, Dinophyceae, Syndiniales, Amoebophryaceae.